CGUGCCGGUUGUUCUCUGCCGAAAACUAAAAUUAAAAAAUAUAACACACACCCAGGCACAAACAAAUAUUAUUCGCACAUUAAUAGUUAACAAAAUUGUUUAAAUUUUUAUCAAAGAAACAGAAAACACAAACUAUUAUUAAAAAAAUGUCUUUUAAAUCAACAAAACCCAAACAUAUUCUGGAAUUAACUGCACAGGAAAAACAAAAAUUUUUAGAUUCAUUCGAUACGGUCUUAUCAGAUUGUGAUGGAGUUGUUUGGCUAUUACUUGAGGGUAUACCCAAUGCAGGACAAGCAAUUAAUUUAAUUAAAGAUGAAGGCAAACAUUACAAAUUUAUCUCAAACAAUAGUAUGCGCACAGACGAACAGUAUUUACAGAAAUUUAAAGAAACCGGAGUACAAAAUGUAAACAAGGAAGACUUAGUGUAUCCUGUUAAAGCCAUUAUUAAGCAUAUAAAUCAAAACUUUUCUCAACAGCCCUGUUUGGUUUUGGGUUCAAAAUCAUUUAAGGCUACACUUAAAGAAAAUGGGGUGAAUGUUAAAACAGUGAUCACUCCCCCCGACAUUGAGCUAGAGGAUCUACCCGCCCUGAUUAAACCCACAGAUCAAGUAGCUGCUGUCAUUUUUGACAUUCAUGUCAAUAUGACUUUCAUAGAACUGGCUUUAGCUCAACAAUAUUUAAUGAAUAAAAACUGCCAGCUUAUUGUGGGUGCCUACGAUGACAGUAUACCCAUGUCAAAGAAUUUCUCUACAUUAGGACCAGCGGGCGUCAUCAAUAUAUUGGCAAAAACUUGUCACAAAGAAAUUCAAUUAUUUGGCAAACCUGGUGAUUUAUUGGGUCAAUAUCUUUUGCAACAUUUCCAAAUUUCCCAGCCGAAACGUGUUGUAUUUGUUGGUGAUAAUUUGGAUAUGGAUAUUAAAUUUGGUCUCAAGUUGGGUUUUCAAACCCUAUUUGUAUUGAGUGGUGCUCAUUCCAUGGAGGAUAUGUUGGGGAAACCUUUGGAGUCGCAGCCAGAUUAUUAUGCUGAUAGUAUGGGAGAUUUUCUGGAAUUUUUCAAUGAUUUAAAGUAAAUGUGUUUAUGUGUUUAAAAAUAUAUUUUUGUGUGUGUUUAAGUGUAAAUAAUUAAGAGAAAAAUAAAUAUGUUAUUGUCAAUGU
Molecule: messenger RNA, 1155 nt
Organism: Calliphora vicina (urban bluebottle blowfly)
Lineage: Eukaryota; Metazoa; Arthropoda; Insecta; Diptera; Calliphoridae
Exons: 4
Coding region: 147-1070 (307 amino acids)
Molecular function (GO): phosphatase activity
Source: RefSeq, a predicted model, not a curated record